UUAAAUUCAUGAACCCAGGAUCAAGAGUUGCAUGCUCUACCGACUGAGCCAGCCAGGCACCCCAAGCAUGCAACCGUUGAUCUCCAGGUUGUGAGGUUGAGCCCCACAUUGGGUGUAAAGAUACCUUAAAAAUUAAAAUAAAUAAAUAAAUAAAUAAAUAAAUAAAUAAAUAAAUAAAUAAAUAAAUAAAGGCACCUGGGUGGCUGAGUUGGUUAAGUGGCUUAGGCCGUGAUCUCACGGUUUGUGGGUUCAAGCCCUGCAUUGGGCUCUCUGCUGUCAUUGCAGAGCCCACUUUGUAUCCUCUGUCCCCCUUUUUCUCUAUACCUCCCCCGUCUCAAAAAUAAACAUUUAAAAUAGAGAAAGAGAAGAGAAAAUAAAUGAGAAAAGAAAGAAAAUAGUAUUUGUUUUGCAGUGAGCCAUCGUAGAGUUAGUACAUACCCCGAGCAGUGACAGUGGCACCACCAAGCUCCUCUCCUGGAGUUCAGCAUCUCUGCAUCAAGCCACCAUAGUUUUGAACUGUGUCUUAGGUAAUGCAUCUGUGUUUUAUCUUGAUUUAUUUUUGUGUAUCCAUUAGCAAGAUUUGUCCUAAGGUAUCAGAAAAGCCUAAAAGUGGGGGAUUUUUUUUUGGUCUGGGAACACCCAAAAAUGUUUCCAUAUAAAUUAAUGGGAAUUGCUUUUUUGCUUUUAGCCUUUUCAGUUUACAAAAGGUUUCCUGGGAAGGCUCUACUUUCUAAUAGCAGAUGAAACCUGUAGGUGCACCUGAUAUCUGGAUAAGGAGAGCUUAGGAGUAAUGUAAUUUCACAAAGGGAAAUGUCUAAGUUUAAGAAAUAAAACUGCCUCUGUGUCAACCACCAUAAAAUACAGUUUAAUAUACUAGGAAAAGCAAAGAAAUAAAUGGGUUAAUAGUCUUUAUGUGUGAAACACACUCAUACAAAUGAAUAAUUCCUAAAUAUACAAGCUUAGAAAUAUGGGUGGUUAAUAAACACUUUAGAAAGUGGUUGGCUUCACUAGGUAGCUCUGAAAUAAAACACUGAAUUAAAUUAAAAGUAAAAGUAAAAGAUGGGAUUUGAGGAGGGCAUUUGUUGGGAUGAGCACUGGGUGUUGUAUGUAAGCGAUAAAUCACGGGAAUCUACCCCCAAAAUCAAGAGCACACUGUAUACACUGUAUGUUAGGCAACUUGACAGUAAAUUAUACUAAAAAAAAAAGUAGUAUAUUAUUUUUUGUCUCAAGACCUUUGCCCGUAGUAUUAAGUCCUUUGCAUGGCUGACCUCCCUAUCCUUUAAGACUCAGUGUGUUGCACCAUCUCAGUGAACCCUUUUUGAAUUACUUAGUAAAUGAGUUUUUCCCUGUAUCUUGACACCCUGCUGAUUUCCUUCAUUGCACUUCACCUUUCAGAAUCGUUUACUGCCUUUCUCCUUCAGUAGACUCUGCUCUGAGAGGAGAAUAAGAAUGCCAUCUAAAAAGUGUUCAAUAAAUGUUAAAUAAAAAAAGUAAAUGAAAGUAAUAGAGUGACAUGCCAUUUUUGGUAUCUAGUUUGCUGACAUUUUUGAGGAAAAAUAUGUGAGACAAGAUUAGGUAUGUACAGUCAUUGUGCUGCUUGGUAAAUCAGUGUUACCUCUCAGAAUGGAAAUUUUGUAAAAGGUAACAGCCUUAAAUAUUCAUGCCUUUUGACCAAGUAAUUUUAUUUCUUGGAAACUGUUCUAAAGAAAUCAUCUCUGCCAGAGGAUGGGGAAGCUUUCUUCCUAACUCUUCCUAUAGUCAGUGGUAUUCCUUCCUAAGAAAAGUAGAUAAAAAUUUAAUUAGGCCACGUCUUAGAGUUGUCUUCUUUUUCUGUGCCCCUCAUUGAGUAAGUUAUGCAAAGGACUCUUUCCUUGGCUGGCUGAGUAAUCUUACAUUCUAUAUUCUCACAAAAGUCUUUAAGAGUUCUUACUGCUUGAGGCACCUCAUUGUGCUCUUGGUAAAUUUGAAUUUGGCCUUUGGGGGAGGCAGAGGCCCUGUUUAGGCCCUGAGUGAAAGGGUAGUACCCUAAUCCAGUUUACCAAAGAACCUUGCUUUGGGGUACCUAGCAGUAAUCCAGCUAAAAGUGGUACUUUGAUUUUGCUUUUGGUGACUUCCCCCUAUUCUCCCAUCCCUCUAUGUGCUGUCCCUGCUGGAUACCCAACUACUUCUGUAUUGUGUGUGUGCUUGUGCACACAGGGCAUUUGUGUAUUCCUGGGUUUUUUAGCUUAGUGCUUCCCUUCUUCAUGUCCUUCUUCAUGUCCAUACAGAAAUAUUUUAGGACCAACAGGGAUAAUGGAGAGGUCUUUAUGUUCAUUGUUGUUCAGAUAUAGGUCACAAUCCAUUAGUGAACUCAAUCAAGUGGGCCUGCAACUAUCAUUAAAAUAAAUGAAGAUAACAGAAUACAUUAUUUAUAGUUGGAAGAAUUAUGAGUAUGUAUUUGUAAUCCUGCAGUAUGAAAUGUAUUUUUUAUGUGGGUCACUGUCAAACUUUGAAAGCUAUUUGUUCUAGCCAAAUAUCAAUUAAUGAUGCCCAAACAUCUCUUUUGUUUCUUCAUUCUUAAAUGGGGCAAGAUUUAUGAACAGAGAUUCAGGCUUAAAAUUGUAAAAUUUGAAGAAUGAUCCAUUCAGGAGACUGGCUAAAUAAAGUAUGAUGACUUGUCCUUUCAGGUUAUUUUUUCUCCAGUUGGUAUUCUUUUCUUUCUUUUUUUUAGGGUUUGCAGUGAAGGUCCAAAGGUUAGCAAUAGCUUUCUUAAUUCUUGUAGAAUCAAUGGAGCCUUAAGGAAUAAUUAGUGUACCAUAAUAUACUGGUAACAGCACAGAGGAAACAUAAUGGAGCCCCAGUUCUGUGACAGCCUUGGACAGCGUUCUUAACUCCUUUAUAUCUGUUUACCCAUCUAUAAAAUGGAGCUAAUAGUGCAUUUCUAUUGUAAGGUUGCCCUGAGUAGGAUAUACAGUAAUGCAUGCAAUGCUCAGCUGGGUGCUUGGACUCCCAAUGAGUAGAAUAACUUCCAGGCUGUUUUGCCUUGGACAUUAUUGAAUGUCUGUCUUUGUGCCUUAGUUUCUCCUUCAGCUCACAUUUCAGCAAAUAUUAUUAGAUGCUUCUUUGGAAGAUGUAAAAACUUGUUUAAUUACUUCACAGGAAUUUGAGACCAUUAAAGUGAGAAAAUAAUGAAUGUAAAAAGUAUUGCACAAAUUUGGAUGGUAUUAAUUCCAGUAGUAGCAAUAAUAGGAAACCUGUUUGCACUGCAUUUGAGCUGAUUAAUAUCUGUAUGUCCAAAGAAGUAAAAUCUGCAGUUGAUUUAGAUGGGAAUAAAUAGAUACUUUCAGUUCUCUAAAAGCACCAAUCUCUUCUGCCUUAGGACCUUCAGUUACUUCUUUUGCUUGAAAUAUACUUCUCUAUCUCCACGCCUCAUGUCUGUGUAUCUAGUUCCUCCUUAUCAGCUGAAAGAAUCCCACUUUAGAAAGGCCUUCCCUGACCAUCUAGUCUGAGUAGCUUCUUAGUUGUUUUUUCAAAAAUCACUUUAAGGGGUUCCUGGGUGGCUCAGCCGGUUAAGCAUCCGACUUCAGCUCAGGUCAUGAUCUCAUGGUUGGUGAGUUCAAGCCCUGCGUUGGGCUGUCUGCUGACAGCACGGAGACUGGAGCCUACUUUGUCUCCCUCUCUCUUUUACCCUUCCCUGCUCACGCCGUCUUUGUCUUUCUCAAAAAUAAACAUUUUUUUAAAAAUCACUUUAAAAAAUCAGUACAUUAAUUUACAACUUGGUUCUCGAUUUUGUUUUCUGUUUCCCUUCUCACCAGCUAGGAUGUAAGCCUUGAGCAAGGACAUUGCAUGUGUUGUGUAUUAUUUUUUCUCCUGCACCUAGAUCAGUGAUUAACAAAAUAAAUACUUGUUGAAUGUUUGAAGAUAGUGUAAAGAAUGAAAAUUAUCUAUAAUUGUACUUCUUAGAGAUAAGUAACCAUUGUUGACACUAUAUAGUUUUCUAGUUUUAUUUUCUAUGUGUGUGCUUACAUAUUUAUAAGUGCCUAUGAUUAUAUGUUAAACCAUAUUUCACUGUGUGUAAAGAUGAACAUGUUUUACUGAUGUCUCAAUUUGGGGUGUCAUAUAAUCAGGGCUAUGCCAUGAUGUAAUUGUCAGCAUUUUCAUUUUCAGUGGCACAUAAAAUGAGGAUGUGUCUUAUAGUAUCUUAGAUUUGAUGAAACACAGUAUAUAUUUGAAACAAAUGAGAUUAUGACAUUCAACUCUUUCCCCACCUAAAUAUCUUGAGCAUUUUCCCAUAUCACUAUGUUUAGACCUAUCUCAUUAUUAACAUAUACUUAGCAUAUUAUUAUGGGUGUAUCAUAAAUUGUUCAGCCAGUUUCUCUUGUGGACAUUUGGAGCUUCUCCAACUUUUUUGUGUGUGUUACAAACAGUGCUAUGUUGGAUAUACUUGCACAUAUGUUUAUGCACUCGACUGGAAUUUCUUUUGAUAAAAUACUUAGAUCAGUGAGUAUACAUAUUUUCUGUAGUGUACAAGAAUGCCUGUUUCCCUGUAUCCUCAGUAGUACUUCAUCUUAGGAAAUUUAAAAAAUUUGUGUUAAUCAGAUUAGUAAAAAAUAUCCUAAUGUUGUAUAUCAUUGAAUUAUGAAUGAGAUUGAGACUCUUUUAGUGUUAAUGAGGUGUUUUUAUUUUCUCUCCUGUGACGCACUGUGCAUAGAACAGUAGACCUUUAAUUGGUUGGCACAUUUGCUGCAAUUAGAAAAAGAAGUCAUCACAGUUUGGAGCCAUGCAUUAUCAUAUAAAUUCUUUGGAACAACUUUAAGGGCAGAGCCUACCCUUGUGGAGGGCAAGAGAGCUUUAUAAGGACUGAAAAUUGGAGGAGAGACAAAUUCAGGAAUAAUCAGAAUCUUUGUAAUGGAGACCAAAAAGGGGCUACUAGCAGAAGAUGGUGGAUCGCUUGGCAAACAGUGAAGCAAAUACUAGACGUAUAAAUAUAGUAGAAAACUGUUUUGGAGCAGCUGGUCAACCCUUAACUAUACCAGGAAGGGUUCUUAUUGGAGAAGGAGUAUUGACUAAGUUGUGCAGAAAAAAGCCCAAAGCAAGGCAAUUUUUCUUAUUUAAUGAUAUUCUUGUAUAUGGCAAUAUUGUCAUCCAGAAGAAAAAAUAUAACAAACAACAUAUUAUUCCCCUGGAAAAUGUCACUAUUGAUUCCAUCAAAGAUGAGGGAGACUUAAGGAAUGGAUGGCUUAUCAAGACACCAACUAAAUCAUUUGCAGUUUAUGCUGCCACUGCCACUGAGAAAUCAGAAUGGAUGAAUCACAUAAAUAAAUGUGUUACUGACUUACUCUCCAAAAGUGGGAAGACACCCAGUAAUGAACAUGCUGCUGUCUGGGUUCCUGACUCUGAGGCAACUGUAUGUAUGCGUUGUCAGAAAGCAAAAUUCACACCUGUUAAUCGUCGUCACCAUUGCCGCAAAUGUGGUUUUGUUGUCUGUGGGCCCUGCUCUGAAAAGAGAUUUCUUCUUCCAAGCCAGUCCUCUAAGCCUGUGCGGAUUUGUGACUUCUGCUAUGACCUGCUUUCCACCGGGGACAUGGCCACGUGCCAGCCUACUAGAUCAGACUCUUACAGUCAAUCAUUGAAGUCUCCUUUAAAUGAUGUAUCUGAUGAUGAUGAUGAUGAUGAUAGCAGUGACUAAGGACCUAUUUUGAAAUAUUUAAUUGGGUGUGACUACCUGAGAAAUCAGCUCUGGGAGAACAUAGAAUUCUGAGCUUUCUCUCAGUUUUGCUCUAGCCGUGAAUUUGCCUGAGAAUCUUUUAACCUAUGUGCCUCGAUAUAUUCUAUAGAAAAUAGGUCCUGUCAUUUUGUCCCCCCACCCCCACCCUCACCCAACUCCCCGCUCUUCUACAGGGAUAGACUUUUGCAAAUCUACCAGAUAAAUUUUUGGUUUCUUAUUCUUGUUUAAUUUUAGAUUAUUUUGUUGGAAGGUUGAGAAAAGAUUUUUUUUUAACAGAUCAUGUAUUACAUUGAUGUUUACUAUAUGUUCUGUUAUAUGGAAAUACUAAAAGCAAAAAAUGAUGGAAAAAGUUGUAUAACGCAGUUAGCUAAUAUUAUUAGCUUUUUUCCUAACCAUUCUAUGUAAUGGUUAAGACACCAGUAACAAAAAAACAUGAUUUGAAAAUACUUUGUUCGGCUUUUUCGUAUACCAAGUGGUGCCUUAUCAUAAUAGCACUGUUAAAUGAAAUAAGCCCCUACCUUCUCACUUUUAGUUUGUUUUGAAAAUACACUGGUGCUCUUUGAGGUGAUAAAAUGAGCAUUUAUGAAUGGGUAUAAUUAGAAAAUACUUCUCAUCUGCAAGCUACAAAUAACUAAAUUUAGAGCUUCUUCAUUCUAUAUGAAUAUUUUUCCAUAAAAUAGUUGUGAUUAUAUUUUUAUGUUUUAUAGGUACCAAAUUGUCAAAUAUAUAUUUUAAAUUAAUAGGUUGUCAUUCUUAGGGAUUUGAUUUGAAAUUUAUCAAAUACAGAAUUGUCACACUGCAUUAGUUUCUACUUUUAGUAAAGCGUAUUUGUAGGUAUAAAUUCAUCUGCUUUAACAUUAUUUCUAGAAUGAAAAAUCUUACAGAACUUUUGAAAUUAAACAAUCUCUUUAAAAAAAAAUCCCACGAUAGAGCAUAGAUCUACUUGGGUUGAAGACUUGGAAGAAAUAAUGUGUAAGAAUGAUGAAGACGGACCAGUUAAGUUUGACUAGACUUAUAUUGGUGGAAGUAUUGUCUAUUUCAGUGUGAAACUAUCUUGAAUUUGCAAAUAUAGUGUUAUAUUUUAUAAAGUUUUGUAAAGUCCCAAAUGAUACUUCUAUUUUUGUAAAACAAUUAUAUGUUAAUCUGUUUCUGAAAUCAUUUUGCAGUCUAUAGAAAUAGAGUAGCAGUUGAUCUUUCUAAAUUGUAAACUUCAUUGAGUCAGCCUAGAUUGCUUUUGAGAAUUAGUAAUUUUUCACUUUUUGCUUUUGAGGCAGCCAUUUAGGUUGAAAGUAUAUUUAUCAUAUAAAACUUGAUGCAUUUUGCACUAUUCUCUCCAUUUGUAUGCUGCAAAUAACUACAGUCUUUCAAAUAUGAAGAAAUCAGCCUAAAGUUUAUUUUAAAUUCCAAACUUCUGUGUUUUUAAAUAUUUAAAUCUGGAUAUAUUGCAGAUGUCAUGACUGUUUGAUUCAGUAAUGUGAUGGAGAAUUUUUGGGUUUGGUUAAGGCACUAACUUUACUGUUAGAUUGUGAAAGCAUCUGAGAUACAUAGAUUUCCCUGUAGGAAAUGUGAAACAAAGCCACAACAGUUUUUUUUGUUUGUUUUAAUAUCAUAUGGACAUUUGUUUCCAAGCAAUAUAUACAGUAUAAUUGCAGUAUAAUUAAUCAACAUAUCUCAAAAAGACCAUGAAGCCUGAGAAGUGCUAAUGGAGACUUUCUGGUACAUAGGAACCCAGCAAAUUCAAGAACCAAGGGGAAAUCUGGGAUGACAUUUGCAUUGUCAACCUUUGUUGACUCUGUUUUUACAAUAAAAAAUAUUUUACAACUUAA
Acinonyx jubatus (cheetah) is the source of this 7533-nucleotide messenger RNA. RefSeq names its product pleckstrin homology and FYVE domain containing 2 (gene PLEKHF2). The coding region runs from base 4919 to 5668 and encodes 249 amino acids. Gene Ontology annotation, molecular function: metal ion binding; phosphatidylinositol binding. The record is from RefSeq and is a predicted model, not a curated record. The transcript has 2 exons. NCBI's taxonomy places the organism in Eukaryota, Metazoa, Chordata, Mammalia, Carnivora, Felidae.